Cucurbitaria berberidis CBS 394.84 is the source of this 756-nucleotide messenger RNA. RefSeq lists its product as uncharacterized. Gene Ontology annotation, cellular component: mitochondrion. The record is from RefSeq and is a predicted model, not a curated record. The transcript is spliced from 2 exons. NCBI's taxonomy places the organism in Eukaryota, Fungi, Ascomycota, Dothideomycetes, Pleosporales, Cucurbitariaceae. Gene Ontology annotation, biological process: autophagy of mitochondrion. Bases 1 to 498 code for a protein of 165 amino acids.
AUGGCGGCGCAGACCAUUUCUGUGUGCAAGUUUGUGGGAACAAUUAGUUUGGGUCUUCUGACGGGCGUCUCAGUGACCCUCUCCUCCAUCGCACUCCCCGCACUCCUCGCCCUCCCCACGGCAGUAAACGCCCGCACAUCCCUCACCUACCUAUCUUACAAAUCCACAAACCUAACUUCCUACCUGCGCCACAUCACAACCUUCACGCUAUUCAGCGCCUAUCUGCUCUCACCCAGGCGCUUCCGACACCCCUACCUCCUGUACACGUCAAUAUUUGCCUUUGUGUCUGGCCCGGGCGUCGACUAUGCCGUCUCGUGGAAGGAAGGCAGCGACGAGAAGAGGCAGGUGCUAGACUUGGAGGCCCAAGGUGAUGAUGUGAAUGGGGAGCAGGUCAGGCAGGCGGUGGAGAGGAAGCAGUUCACGGAAAGGAUCAAGACGGGCCUGGCGGGCCUGGCCUUUACUAUACAGCUCAUCGGCAUCUGGGGAGACGGCGCUUAAGCAGUGUACAGAUACGAAGACAUGGUCGUGGUAGAGACAGAUCGUGAUGAUACUUUUACUACCUUUGCGAGAUGUUGUACAUGAUGACGUUGGCGAGCGAUGUUUAUUCCCCUCAGCAUAUACCAAUUAUAUCUUCGCUUUCUAUUCCAUUCAAUGACUUUCGACCUUCUUCCAGUCCUUCGUCAAGAUGAUCCAUCAGCGAACUCCAUCUUCUUUCGACUUGUGCCAAUCUACCAGCUCAGAUAGCGUCACCAGGAU